UAACUUUGUUCUUUUCUCUUAGAUAUCAUGUAUAAUCAAUAAUAUUGUUUUUAUUAUAUAAUACUGCUAUAUAUUUGUUUACUGUAAUUGCUUAAUUACAGUGUAUUUUUACAUGGAAAAUAGUGUUGAUAUGAAUAAUCUGUUGCUUUAUGUGGAAGAGAAUUUAAUAUUUAUGCCUGAACGAUGUUAUGAGAAGGAGACUAAUAUAUUUAAUGGCAAUAACAAAAAAUUAUCUGAAAAUGGUACUGACGUGCCCUUGGUAUCACCACAAAGUAUCUUAAAUGAUAAGUUGUUUAAGCCUUCAUCAGAAUGUACACUAUCUGAUGAACAAGAGAUAUUGCUAGCAGAAAAAAACAUUCAAGAUCAAAUUUUUCAGAGCAAUUCAACCUUUAAUAAAAACAACACUAAUCCAUUUUUACAAGCUGAAACUCCUUAUGGUCAAGUUAAUAAUGACAGAAGCUCACAAAAGUUUAUGCAAUUAUGGAAUGAAAAUUUGCAAAUGCAAAUACAACACUUAAUGCAAAUAAAUGCAACACUUCGUUUACUUCUUUAUGAAGUAAUAAAAAGCUCUUUAAAGAAUAAUAGUUCCACAUAUGAUAAAAGUAUACUAAAUAUGAUAAAAAGCGUACUUUUGAAUAUUAAUAAACAAAUGCCAAUAUUUGUAAAUCCCUCAUAUGUAAACACUGAAAGUGCAUAUGAAAAUAUUUCUUCAAAUGGAAAUGUUCAUACCGAAAAAAAAACUACUAUAAACACAAAUGUUGACUGCCCCAUGGAAUAUGUUGCACCUGCUGCUAUAAAUAAGCAGCCAUUAACUAGUAAUUUUUAUGAUAGAAUUCAUACUCAUAUUGACUCUUCUCAAAAUAAUUACAUUCAGGAUGAAGAUAGAAAUUUGAAUACAGUGAAUUAUAAUCCUUUAAUGUCUGGAAGUAAUGAUACUAAUGCAAUAAAUCAAUCUUUGCUAAAUCAACAGAUGUCAGUAACGUCAUGUAUUUCUCCAGGAUUUGGAAAAUUUAGUAACAAAUAUUUUACAAGUACUGAUCUUUCAACACCUAUAGAACAUUCUAUACAUAAUGGAAUGUCUUUCAAAGAAACAAAUCCUUUCAGACUUAGUUUAGCAGAAAAUGUAAAACCUUUUAAUUAUAACUGGAAUGUGAAUGAUAAUAUUAAUACAACAUCCAAAAGCAUUAUCAAUGGUCAAUCUACAGAACAUAGUGCUCACCAGAAAGAAAUGGAGAAUCAAUGCUUUUCGCCAUCCAAGAAAUCUUUUAUUGAUGAUGAUUUACAGUUUGUUGAGGAAAUAUACAAACAGGAGCCAGUCGAGGCAAAUGGUAUCUUCAAUUUUAAUCAACUGUCGUGUGUACAAAGUAAUGAUUUUGUUGUAUCAGAAGAAAAUUUGAAUUGUAAAAGUAUUAACGAAAAUGUUAUAUUUCCUCCAAAUUAUGAUUUCAGUAGUUCUAGAUCUUCUAGCUCAUUACCUGUUAAUAUUUCAGAAUAUUUUCAUUUAGCAAAUAAUACAAAUAUCGAUGAAAAACAUUUAACACGUUGUUCACUUACUUCUCAUACAUUAUAUAACUCAUCUCCAAUAAUGAAACUUAAUGAAGCACACAAUGGUCAGAAAUCAGUAAUAAGUUCGGUAGACAUAUGGAGCAAACCGCUGAAAGAUACUACUGAAUCAAAUAAUUACAGUAAAAUUUGCUGGGUUUCUGAAAAUAAUGAAGAAAAAGUAAUAUGUAAUAAAGAUCAACAAGAAAAUAGAAUACAAAAUUUUAUUCCAGAUGAUACAUCAGAUUUUGAAGUUGAUGCAUAUAAUGCAGGAGCAAAGAACUCAUAUUUAAAGAAAACUGAGUUUACUGUUGGAAAAGUUAUAUACAUUCCAAAAUGUCUGUCUGUAAAUUGUAGAAUGUUCUUUCGAGCAGUUGAACUACCCAAACAAAUAAUACAUAUAUUUUAUUACCAAGAAGAAGGAUGGUUGUUAGUAGAUGAAUUCAUUCAAGUACUUACCGAAUCAGAGACUACUGUAGAUAUGGCAAAAUUAUUAUAUGCAUUCAAUAUAUAUGUCCAGUUUAAAGAAAUUGAUAGAACUAAGAAUUCAAUAGAAUUUAUAAAAAGUGGCAGUAUAUUGUCGAAAACAACAUAUGAUAUAAUAAAUGGUAGUGACAAAUUAUGCUUAAUACCAUUGAAAUCACUCUUAAAGGUAUUAUACAAAUUGGAAAUUAUAUCAUAUAAAGAUAUCAAUAAUAUCUUUGCACAUGAACAAUUUAUAAAUGGUUCAACUAAACAUAAGAUUUGGUUAAUUAUCAAUGCUUAUGGAGAAUUUAAAUAUUAUAUUGAAAAUAGACAAUAGUUAAGUAAUAUUAACUAAGUAUGUAUAUUUUAUCAAUAUAACUAUAGCAGUAUAUCAUAUUACAUUAAUAUAAUCUUUACAAUAUUGGUUGUUCGUGCAUAAAUAAUGUAAUAUAACGAAAGAAAGACAAUAGUUUUCAUUUUGUAUUAUUAGUAAUUAUGUGUGAAGAUUAAGUUGGACUGAUAAAUUUAAGAAGGAUAUUUUGUUAUAUUCUACUAUUAAUUUCAUUUUCUUUUUUAUUUUACUUUCAGUUAUUGACUUAAUUUUUUAUUUUGAUUAUAGGAUUUAAAUAUAUAUUCAUAUAUAUAUACACACACAUAUUUUCUUUUUCUUUAGAUAUUCUAUUUUUUUUUAAAGCAUUUGAUAAACAUCAGAUUUAAUUACGAUAUUACUUCAAUAUAAAGGUCAAAUAGUUUAAGUUUAAAAUAUACAUAGUUAUGAAACAUAUGAAAAUAAGCUUUUGAAAUAUGUAAAUAAGUAUACAUACAUGUAUAUAAAAGAAUCAUGUACACGGUAUGUGAUUCUUUUACAUAUAUCAUUAGAUGUCACGUGCAUUGAGUACCCUCUAGUGGUGUUCACUUAAACUUUGCUAAGGAGACAGGAAAGAAGUAUUACAGUCUAAUUCGAACUGUAUCGAAGUGAUAAUUAACAUCUCAAUUUGAAUUGUCUAUUAAGUAAACACGUAGAUUUUUUUUUAUUGAAACAUAAUGGCAAGCUCGAACGACGCA
Molecule: messenger RNA, 3072 nt
Organism: Bombus terrestris (buff-tailed bumblebee)
Lineage: Eukaryota; Metazoa; Arthropoda; Insecta; Hymenoptera; Apidae
Exons: 6
Coding region: 113-2344 (743 amino acids)
Source: RefSeq, a predicted model, not a curated record